This is a messenger RNA of Heterobasidion irregulare TC 32-1, 699 nucleotides long. RefSeq lists its product as uncharacterized. The transcript is spliced from 2 exons. Bases 1 to 699 code for a protein of 232 amino acids. Gene Ontology annotation, molecular function: FMN binding. The record is from RefSeq and is a predicted model, not a curated record. Lineage: Eukaryota; Fungi; Basidiomycota; Agaricomycetes; Russulales; Bondarzewiaceae.
AUGACAUCUCCACCCCGCUGGUUCACAGCCCUCUCCAAAGUGCUCAACGAGCACGACAAAUCCAGCUUGUAUCAGCUUGCGACAGUCGACUCAUCCAACAAGCCCCACGUCCGCUCUCACAUCCAUCGAGGCUUCCUCGUCCCUCCCUCUCUUCCCGCCCUCCUGCUGCUGCUCACCAACACCGACAGCCGCACUGAGAAGACGACUCAGAUUGCCUACUCCGAUGCCGUCGAGCUGGCAUGGUGGAUCGGCGGUAGCUCAGACCAGUUCCGCAUCUCUGGGCGCGCACGUGUGGUCUCAGCCCCCGAGCGUGGCUCUAGAGGAGUCCCCGCCCAUGACAAAGAAUGCUCCGCAAUCGCAUCCCUAGACGCGGUAUCUUUCGACUGGGAAGCAAAGCGGCGAGAAGCCUUCAACGCGAUCAGCGAGCGCAUGCGUGCGAGCUUCUGUCAUCCGGAGCCUGGAGGAUAUGGCGACGCAGAAAACUGGGUGAGCACUGUCAAGAAGCAACAAGACGCGCAGACGGACGAAGAGAAGAAGAAUACAGAGGUAGCGUUGAGCAAUUUCGCCCUUGUCGUCAUCGAGCCAUUCGAGGUCGAUUGGGUGCAAAUGGGGAUUGUGCCUAACCAGAGGACGAGAUUCUGGAGGGAGGGCAACGCAUGGAAGGACCAAGCUGUAGCACGUAAAGCGGAGCGGCUGUGA